This is a messenger RNA of Gigantopelta aegis, 3645 nucleotides long. RefSeq lists its product as uncharacterized. The record is from RefSeq and is a predicted model, not a curated record. The transcript is spliced from 26 exons. NCBI's taxonomy places the organism in Eukaryota, Metazoa, Mollusca, Gastropoda, Neomphalida, Peltospiridae. The coding region runs from base 1499 to 3508 and encodes 669 amino acids.
CAGUGUUAUGCUGAUUUUGGUACAAAUAGCAGUAGAAUGGCCAUCAGAUUUGAAAAUGGAAACAUUUAUGCAUCUCCCAGUGAUAUCAAUGAAGUUCCACUGAAGAUGUUUCUUAAAACUGGUCCCAUUCAUAAGAUACGUGAAGAACUUUUUGUGAAACUUCUUUAUGCUCCGUAUGAAGAAAUAAAGCAGGGUGAAAUAUUACUGGCUGGAUCUGAUAUCAAAACUAAACUACCUGAAAUUUUUUUACCGCAGGUGAUACAGUCAUCAAAGCACAAUGCUAAAAGAAAGAAUUUGAUACUGGUAAAGGAAUCACAAACUGUACAAGACCAUUCAGCUUCUCCAGCUAUGGCUGAUGCAGACUCAAGAAGAACAGACUUUUUGUGGAACCGAGAAAAUGUUCGUAAUGUAACAAGCACCAAAUUUAACGUACUUUGGAACCGAGAGAUUUUCAACAACAAACAUACAACAUCAAUUAUUAAUGAAGUAGAAAUUCAUUUAAAUAGGGAUCAUGAAAAUAUACAGCUUGACAAAAAUGCAAAAUUAAAUAUAAAAGAUGACAAUAAUUCCACAGAAGAAGAAACUCAAAUACGCAAAGGCCUUGAUUAUUUACACCAAUCUGUCAUUAGGUCACCAAACAUUUUUAAUUUCAAACAGAUAGUCUUAAAGAAACUCAAUUUUACAAGAGAUGUUUUAUUAGCUAAAAUGGUUGAGGGUAAAACUCCACAGUAUUUGACCAUUUAUUCUCAUUCAACUAAGCACACACAAAAGCAUUUUUAUAACACAAAUGCAAAAUGGCCAAGCAGAGCAAUAAUUAAGUCGGUUAAAUCACAGCAAAGCAGAAAUGAAGAUGUCAGUGAACUUAGCAAAAUGAAAAUACCUCGUAUUAAAAGUAAUCUAUAUAAUAAAAUGUUACCUCAUGAUGUACUAAAGGGACAGAAGUACCCAAGAACUCUUGAACAGUUUAAUAGGCAGCAUGGCAUUGAAAAAAACCUGAUGUUGAAGAAACUUUUGAGAAGAAACAAGCAAGAACCAAUCAGUGGUAAUCAAGUUGUGACUCGUGGAGAAAAAUAUCCCAGUGCCAGUCAGGUGACAUACAAGAUAAACUGAAGAAAUUGAUAAUGAAUUAUGCUCUUAAACAAUCUGAUCCCAAAUAUGAAGGUCCCACUUUACUUCCAGAGGUGAUCGACAAUUCACCUUCAAAUGACAAUCAGAAGUCUGUGCCAAUGCCAAGUUUAACUCUUAGUGAAGAGGUUUUGUAUGACAGUCUGUGGAAGGCUAUCAAACAGUUUAUAAAACCAGUGGCAGCUGACAAAACCCCAUUUAGUGUGUUUCUGUACGCUGAAAAACAGAAGGCCGAGGUCAUCAGUGUUUACUAGGGAGGAAAGUGGUACUGUUGUAUCCACAUUGCAGUGUAGUCACAGUUGUUCCCCUUGAUCAACAAAAUGUUUUCAAGCACCAUAGAAAGUUCGUUAAUUUGGACUCUGACCACAACAACAUGAUGCUGAGAAGUGAUCUCACAGUGAAUCUAGUACAUGACAUCUACAGAAUGCCAGAACUUUUCAAAUUCCAGAUACUUGGACUUGAUGUAUUCCGUCCCAUCCUGUCUCUUGGUCCAGCCUUCCUGUUCUAUUUGGGAGAACUUCUUACACUGGCUCAGACAACGAUCCUUGAGAUCCCCUCAUUUGACCAGCUUGUUUUUGUACAACAUCUACUGAAAACGAAUAGUACUCAACAGAGAAUAGGCAUGACUGAACAGACAGAGGGUCUCAUUGUGAAAGCUCUCAAACUGGUAGGGGCAGAAAUGGAGACUCCCAAGAUGCUUGGCUGUGUUUUGGGACCCUGUCUUGUGAUGAUUAGGAUCAAGGCAAUGCAAAGAAAGGUUCACACAUCAUGUGGAAACAAUCCUAUUGAUGGAAUCUUCUCCUUAUUGCCUGAUGGAGUUACUUCCCUCAGCAUGCAGAAUGAUGAAUUGAGAAGUAGUGGCAGAGCGAUGAAGGGAAUUGGAUUGGAAGUGCUGAUGAGAAUCGGGUUACCACUGGAAGAAAGGAUGCAUCUGUUUAAGAAGUAUUUGGAUCUUGAAAUCCACCGAGAUAUGUGCCCCAGUCACAUUACUUGGAUUAAACAGAGCCUCAUGUAUUUACCUGCAGAUGUGGAGUUAUUUGAUAAACCAUCAUCGGGAUCAGGAGACAAAAGCAUGCAAAUGCUUUUAAAUCAAAUUCAAGGUGAAAUUGUAGACAAUACUUUUUCAUUCAUGGAAUACAAUAGUAAAGAAAGUAUAGGACUUCAUCUUGCCAAGUCGUUUUUGAACAGUUCUUUCAUAGCAUUGUCAGAGGAUAUUGUUACAGGACAAGAAAUGUAUAACGCUGCCAUAAAGAAAAACAUCAGCAACUUUGUGGCUACUGUUCUGUCAGUUGACACAGUGUUCACAUCCAAGUUGUUAAAAAGCCCAGAUAUUCUCAGAUAUCAGUUUGUUGGCUAUAAUGAGUUUCUACGAGUACUGCAGUUGUUUCCAAGAGAGGCUUUCAAUUUGUACAUUGGCCAGAUUUUGUCAACAGGUCUAUCUACAUUUAUACAAAUUCCAAGCUCCAAGAUACUGUCACUAGCAGCAUCUACAUUCUACCCAGAAGUUUUUUUAACCAAGCCAUUUUCUUUGCAGGUCUAUUCUGCUGACAGUCAUCCUCUGCCGAUAUUCCGUGAUGCUGAAAGCAAGCUUUUAUAUGAGAGUGCCAAAGCUGAUGUAGAAAUUGAAAUUGCAAAAAAAGUUUUGCCAGAGCAGUAUACUGAUGAUGGGAACCAGCUACCGUGGCGACUGGUCAGAUAUGACAUCAGGAAGCUUGAAACAAUAGUUGAUCACCACUUUGAUUUUGAACUGGAUGGACACAAGAGAAAAUAUAUUCAACAUGCUGUUAGUGAAAACAAGUCUCAUUACGAAGUAUACCUCAUCCGAGAGAUAGAUGGAUUCAAAAUACCUUAUGACCAGGUCAAUGCUAUAUCACUGAUUGCCUUGCUCCGAAUGGGUUUGCUUCCAGUUAUUAAGGAGAGGUUCUAUGGAGAGUUUCUCAGUCUUCCUCUGUAUGAGGACAUGGCACCUUGGAAUAUAGUGUUCAGAGGAGGAAGGCUGGAGUACAUUGACUAUGAUACAAAAGAUGUCACUUUCAACAAGAUGGCCCCAGCUGCUUAUCAGAUCAUGGCUAUGUUGAUGAACUUCAAGAGAACCGUGUCUGAUUUUGGCCACUGCAAUGACCCAGCUGAAAACCAGUAUGGGAUUGAACUUAUUUCACAUUGUGUAGGCAGUGACUUCAAAGGCCCUUGUCUAGAUUCUCGCUACCCAGUCCCUUGUGCAGACAACACUUGUAAACCCACAUAUAUUGACUGUUUAAAGUCCUUGGAGCUUUUGGAACAACAGUAUAGAGAAAAAUCUUACCAGUCAUUUCCUGAAGACAAAAGACAAUCUUUGGCAAAAUGGGCAUUCAACCACAAUGGUCCUGUAAAGAGGAAUAGUUGAAGCUAAUCUGAAAACAGAAAGUAGAUGUUCAGUAACAUUUUGCUGACAAAUCCUUGGUUUUAAAAAGAGAAUAGAAAAAAACCAUGUUAGAAAAUGAUAUAUGUACAUAUUUUGUAAUUAAAAAAAUAUGAAAUUUA